AUGUCGUCGCUCCUUCUGGCGGUGGAUCUGAGUUCCUUUGCUCAAUUCAUCUUCUCCGGGAUACUUUUUGCCGCCGGUUUGCUCUACCUUCUCAAGGCUACCGCCUCCAAUUACUUCUUCGCCGAGGACGACCACUACGGCGGCGGUAACGUUUCUGAUUGGUCUACGGCGACCGCUCCUUCUUCUCCGACAACUUCCACGAGUAAUAAUAAAAAUACUGACAUGGCGUCAACGGCGAUGGAAGUGGAGGAGGAAUUAUGUGCAGUUUGCGGUUCUCGAACGAAGAAGAAGUGUUCCGGUUGUAAGAUAGUGAUGUACUGUUCUCAAGCUUGCCAAAGUUCUCAUUGGAGAUCUGAGCACAAGAAGGAAUGUAAGGAUUUUAAAAAACUUGGUAAAGCCGGAGUGAGAACAAGAAGAGAUAAUUCUACUGGUUCAUCAAAACUUCCAACUGGCUCAAUAAAUAAAAUUCUUUUCCCUUAUGAGGAUUUUGUGCAAUUGUUCAACUGGGAUAAGCCAGGAUUUCCUCCCUGUGGGCUUUUGAAUUGCGGAAAUAGCUGUUUUGCUAAUGCUGUUCUACAAUGCCUUGCAUACACCAAGCCACUGAUUGCUUUUCUGUUGGAAAGAGGCCACAAGAGAGAAUGCAGAAGAAAUGAUUGGUGUUUCUUGUGUGAAUUCCAAAAUCAUGUUGAAAGAGCUAAUCUAAGUUUACUUCCCUUUUCACCACUUAACAUUCUUUCUCGAUUACCCAAUAUUGGUGGUAAUCUUGGGUAUGGAAGACAAGAGGAUGCUCAUGAAUUUAUGAGGUUUGCCAUUGACACUAUGCAGUCAGUGUGUCUUGAUGAAUUUGGUGGCGAAAAAGUUGUCCAUCCAUCCGCUCAAGAGACUACCCUCAUCCAACAUAUUUUUGGUGGUCACCUCCAGUCCCAGGUUAUCUGUACAAAAUGCAACAAUGUUUCAAAUCAGUAUGAGAAUAUGAUGGAUUUAACUGUUGAGAUUCAAGGGGAUGCUACAUCUCUUGAAGAUUGCUUGGACCAGUUCACAGCGAAAGAAUGGCUCCAUGGAGAUAACAUGUAUAAAUGUGAUGGAUGUAAUGACUAUGUCCUGGCAUGGAAGCGCCUUACUGUUCGGCAGGCACCAAACAUACUUACAGUGGCCUUAAAAAGAUUUCAGAGUGGAAGGUUUGGAAAACUGAACAAGAGGGUGACUUUUCCUGAAAUCUUGGAUCUUAGUCCUUACAUGAGUGAGACAGCAGAAGAUGACAACAUUUACAAACUUUACGCCGUAAUUGUCCACGUGGACAUGUUGAAUGCCUCUUUUUUUGGUCAUUACAUAUGCUAUGUCAAGGAUUUCCGUGGAAAAUGGUACAGAGUUGAUGACUGUAAGGUUAUGGGCGUUGAUCUGGAUGAAGUGCUUUCGCAAGGAGCUUAUAUGCUUCUGUAUAGCAGGAUUUCUGCUCGACGAUCAUCUUUAUAUCCUGCUGAAACUCCAAGGAAAGAGGAUCAAGAGCACGUGGAAGUGAAGAAGGAAAUUGAGCUUCCUUCCACGGACCAAGAUGCAUCUGGGGAGCCAGCUGAUACCCUUGUUGAUUCUGUCAAAGAUGCAUCUGAAAGCAGUUCGCUGGCUAAGGUCGGAAGCUCUGAAGUAGAUUUAUCUUCCACAAGCAAUAUUGAACAUGCCAAUAAGGACAUUAAGACUAUGGAUUGUGAGCAAGAUUGUCCUGUUUCCCUGGAUGCUGAAUUUUCUGAGGUCUCAAACUCUGUUGCAAUGCAAGGAAGAGGUCCUUCUGGACAGCAUACUCAUGAUACUGGAACAAUGAUUCCCGUAACUUUACCCUCUUUGCCUGAUGCUGAUAUUCACAACGAAAUACCAUCAUCUCCUUUGCCUAUUGUUCUGGAUAAUUCUGGAGGCACUAACAGUAAUCGUCAAGAUUUCUCUGUGACCCAUUCAUCAGAUGAAGAUUCCAUGGCGUCUAAAAAUCAUUUAGAUUUAACAGAAGGAAAGCCCCUUGAUGUUGCUGCUGUUUCAAUAUCUGGUAAGAGCUCUGAGGAACCAAAAAGUGUUGAACCUGGAGAGAAGUCUGCUGCUAGUAAAAUGCCAUUUUCAGGAAUGCCACCUUCAAAUCUAUGUCAAGAUGGGUCACCCGCAAGGAAAAAACAUACUGCUAAGACGAAGUCAGCUUUUUGUCCCGGUUUCCUCAAUAAAGGAUAUCGGACUCUUCAGGAUUGUAGUGAUCUGAAAGAAGAAUCGCCCCAUGGUGUUUCUGCCACUGUUUUAUGCUCUGGCAAUGCAAGUGGAGAAGAAACAGAAUUUGCUAGUUGUAGUGAAGAAAUGCUCCUUGAUGUGUCUGCGGCUCCUAGCACUCGUGAAGACCUUGAAGCAACAAAAAUUCCUGAUUCCUUGGAUAAGCCAGGGAUCGGCGCUGUACAAAAAGUAAAGCCAUUCUUUCGACCAGGCUUUCUCAAAAACGAUUCAGUGGUCAUUCAAAAUGAUAUUGAUGUCAAAGAAGAAAUGCUCCUCGAUGCGUCUGCGGCUCCUAGCUCUAGAAUGGCUCUCUCUAGUAAAGUUCUUGAAGCAACAAAAGUUCCUGAUUCCUUGAAUAAGACUGGGAACGGUCCGUUGAGAUUACUCUCUUCAAACGGGGUUCAACUUUCAAAUGGUUUUCAGGAUGUAGCUAGAAAAUCUGAAAAAGAACCUAAGGUAAAGCCUCCGGUUCUUCCUGACUUGCUGGAGAUGAAUUCAGCUGCCAUGGAAAAUCAUUUAGGGAUGACAGAAAAAUUGCACCAUGAUAGUUCUAUUAUCUGCAAAGCCUCCCUUUCGUCGUGGUUUUCUGUAGAAACAUCCACAGAACAGGUGUACCAUGAUAGCAUAUUUAUAGAUGCCGGGUCAGGGAAUCGCAGGUGCAGAAAGAUAGAUAGAUCAUCAGGUAGGUUGUACCAGGGUUUCAAUAUUUUGCCUGACAUCUUGGAUAACCAUGUACCUUAUGGGGUUCACCAUGAUAAUAUACCUGCUGCCUUGGCAAUGGUUGGUUAUGGUCCGGAAAUGAUGCUGGUGGUUGCAUUGUUUUUAUUUUAA
Messenger RNA from Oldenlandia corymbosa var. corymbosa, 3072 nucleotides. The record is from the annotation of a GenBank genome assembly. Lineage: Eukaryota; Viridiplantae; Streptophyta; Magnoliopsida; Gentianales; Rubiaceae.